This is a messenger RNA of Pantherophis guttatus, 1591 nucleotides long. It is a transcript of the gene EEF2KMT, whose product is annotated as eukaryotic elongation factor 2 lysine methyltransferase. The record is from RefSeq and is a predicted model, not a curated record. Lineage: Eukaryota; Metazoa; Chordata; Lepidosauria; Squamata; Colubridae. Gene Ontology annotation, cellular component: protein-containing complex.
CCACACCUCCGGAAGGCCGAACGCACGGAGGAGGAGCCGAUGGAGGAGGAAGGAGGGCAGGCCCUGGAAGAGAAGGCAGCGCUCGGCUUCCAGAGGGGCUUCCUAGCCGGGAAGCGCCUGGCCGAGCUUCCCUGGGAGAGUCUUGAAGAGGUCCUGAAAUAUUCAGAGGAUUCCUCUCCAUUUUUGGCUAUCCUGCAGAAGACUGUGCAUCAUCCGCUCUGUUUGAAGUAUCCUCCAUCGGUCCAAUACAGAAGACGCUUCUUAUCCGAGCUGAUCAAAAAGCAUGAAUCUACAAGCACCGAGCCUCUGGAUCAACUCUACGAAGCCCUAGGGGUUGUCCUAAAUUGUGAAGAAACCACACACUGUUACAAGAACUAUUUAUUGCCCUCGGGAGAUGCCAUCACGCUUCGUGAAAACGUGGCGAUCGUUUCACAGGGAACCACGGGUCUCGUCACCUGGGAUGCUGGCCUCUACCUGGCCGAGUGGGCUCUGGAGAAUUCGGAGGUCUUCAGAAACAGAAGAAUUCUGGAAUUGGGGAGUGGGAUUGGAUUGACGGGAAUUGCCGUUUGCAAGACUUGCCAUCCGAGAUGGUACGUCUUCAGCGACCACCACAAGGCUGUCCUUCAACAGCUGUCUGAGAACAUCCAUCUGAACAGUUUGACUUUGGAGCCUGAAUCUUGCAGCCACCGCACAGAAGGAAGCCCAAACCAUCAGGGCCGUCUUGAUGUUAACCUGGAAGGUGACCAUGUCCGAAUAUCAGUAAAAGAACUCGACUGGAAUCUAGUGUCGAAAGACAAGCUUGCAAAAUUGCAAGCCGACGUCAUUCUUGCUGCAGAUGUGGUAUACGAUCCGGAGGUAAGCCAGCACUUAAUUGGUGUCCUGCAAAAAUUUCCCAGGGAUGGCGGGAACAGACAAAAGCCUGAAGUUUACAUUGCCUUCAAUAUCCGAAAUCCAGAUACGUAUCACGACUUCCAAAUGCAACUUGAUAAAGUGGAGAUUGGAUGGGAAACGGUAGCGACCUCUUGGAAGAAUCUUUUUCCAUAUGACCAGCAUGCUAAUAUAGUAAUUUUAAGGCUGCACAUUUAAGGGUUUUCCCCCAAACUCUUGGUUGGAAAGCUUUUUUCCAAAUAUUGAAAAUAACUUCGGCCAUCGUGAGCUGGUUUCAUUCUCAACAUCUUUCCUAGAAGCAUCAAAAUGCCUCUCACAACUACAUUAAAGACUUCUUGUGCUGUAACCAGUGGGUUUACAAGAGUAUUUCUCUCAAUCUUGUCAACUUUAAGAUGCAUGAAUUAUCAACUGCCAGAAUUGCCGUUUCUCAGUUUUAGCAGCUUUAACGUGUGGUCAUGAACUCCCGGAUUUCACUGGUGAAUGGAAGUUGGAAGUCCACACAUAUCUUAAGUUGCCAACAUUGAGAAAGGACUGAUCUACAAGAUACAUUACUAAACCUUUGCGUAUUGUUUACGGAUUUAAAGUUAGCCUGUUGCAAUCUCAGAGUACACUUAUAAUCUAUCCUGUUUAUAUGCUUAUGUGAACUAUGGAACACACAGGCUGUUAUUUUUGUACAAUAAACAUCUGUUUUGAUGUGUUUUUA